This is a messenger RNA of Suncus etruscus (white-toothed pygmy shrew), 1427 nucleotides long. RefSeq names its product G protein-coupled receptor 153 (gene GPR153). Bases 3 to 1427 code for a protein of 474 amino acids. The transcript is spliced from 5 exons. Gene Ontology annotation, cellular component: membrane. Gene Ontology annotation, biological process: G protein-coupled receptor signaling pathway. Gene Ontology annotation, molecular function: G protein-coupled receptor activity. The record is from RefSeq and is a predicted model, not a curated record. NCBI's taxonomy places the organism in Eukaryota, Metazoa, Chordata, Mammalia, Eulipotyphla, Soricidae.
CCAUGAGUGAGGUGGGCUGGCUGGCUUGCGGGGCCCUCUCCCUGCUGGCCAAUGCCUGGGGCAUCCUGAGCGUGGGCGCCAAGCAGAAGAAGUGGAAGGCGCUGGACUUCCUGCUGUGCGCGCUGGCGGCCACACACAUGCUCAACGUGGCGGUGCCCGUGGCCACCUAUGCCGUGGUGCAGCUGCGCCACCGCCGCGCCCACGACGAGUGGAACGAGGGGCUCUGCAAGGUCUUCGUGUCCGCCUUCUACACCCUCACGCUGGCCACCUGCUUCUCCGUCACCUCCCUGUCCUACCACCGCAUGUGGAUGGUCCGCUGGCCUGUCAAUUACCGGCUGAGCAACUCCAAGAAGCAGGCGGUGCACACGGUCAUGGGCAUCUGGAUGGUAUCCUUCAUCCUGUCGGCCCUGCCUGCCGUGGGCUGGCACGACACCACCGAACGCUUCUAUGCCCACGGCUGCCGCUUCCUGGUGGCCGAGAUCGGCCUGGGCUUCAGCGUCUGCUUCCUGCUGCUCGUGGGUGGCAGUGUGGCCAUGGGCGUGGUGUGCACGGCCAUCGCCUUGUUCCAGACACUGGCGCGGCAGGUGGGGCGCCGGGCCCCCCACGGCACCUUCACGGUGCCCGCCAUUGUGGUGGAGGACGCCCAGGGCAAGCGUCGCUCGUCCAUGGACGGCUCCGAGCCCGCCAAGACCUCACUGCAGAUCACGGGCCUGGUGGCUGCCAUUGUGGGCGUCUACGACUGCUUCAUGGGCUUGCCCGUGCUGGUGGUGAGUGCCCGCAGCCUGGGGGCGGAUGCCGAGGCGCCCUGGAUGGCGCUGUGCGUGCUGUGGUGCUCAGUGGCCCAGGCUCUGCUGCUGCCUCUGUCGCUCUGGGCCUGUGACCGCUACCGUGCCGACCUCAGAGCCGUCUGGGAGAAAUGCGCCGCCCUCCUGGCCAGCGACGAGGACUCGGACGACAGUGAGGAUGACGCCAGCCUGGACGGCGGGACGGGCCCGGACCACCCGGUGCCGCAGCGCUCCCUGAGCUCCCUGAGCUGCAGCGGCCUGGCGGGGCGCCCCGUGGGCCUGGACGGGGCACUGGCCCGGCCGCUGCCCGAGCUCGGCCCGCAGGGGAAGACAGCGCGCUGCCUGCAGGUGCCGGCCCCGCGGCGCUCCUCCCACGACGGCGCGGACCUGUGGCUCGCCCGGGGAUCGCGCCGGGGCUCGGCCGAGGACGCGGCCCGCCUGGCGCUGCCGUCGUCGGAGCUGUGGGCCUCGGCCUCGGCCUCGCAGUUGCCCCCUUUCGAGCUCACCGCCUUCGAGCGCGAGCCCAGGGCCCUGCGCCGCCCGCCCGCGACCUGGACCCAGCCCUGCACCCACGCCCGGGACACGGCGUCCUCGGGCUACAUCACGCUGCGCUCCUCAGACUCGCUGGGCUCGGCCGCUUAG